Molecule: messenger RNA, 1407 nt
Organism: Aedes albopictus (Asian tiger mosquito)
Lineage: Eukaryota; Metazoa; Arthropoda; Insecta; Diptera; Culicidae
Exons: 5
Source: RefSeq, a predicted model, not a curated record
AUGGUUCGUAAGCGCACAACUGCAUCAAAAAAACGCGUGUUAACGCUGGCCAACGAGCAGAACUCGGAUUUUAUCCUGAAAGGCUUUUCAGAACCAACCGUAUUUAAAGCGCUUGGGCCAGCCUCGACGAAACUCGAAAAAAAUGGUACAAAUUCCGUCAAAUUCGGUCAGUCGGUCAAAACCGGAAGUGAUUCGUCGAAUGCUAAGCGGGCUAGUUCAUCGUUCAAAAGAACGAUUAAUUCUUCAACGGCGUCGUCGAAACAGAACAAUGGGAACAAUCUUCCGGAUUCGACAAUGCCUAAAUCUGGAUCCGACAAGCCAAGUGGCGAGCCCGCCACCAAAAAACGGUCCCAAGGCAAACGAACAAAGAGCGGCGUCGAACCGGAACACACAUUUUCCGGGAAUAAUCUGGCUAGUAUGAAGCAAGUUGGUUUGCCAGGCGAAAAAUCGGAGGGACUUACAACCUUUCCCAUUGAACAAAUUCCGGUUUCUUAUGCGAUUCCUUAUCUAAAGCCUUCACGUAUUGAAACAGGUCAAGAAAUGUCUUGCCGACACUGCAUCUUCCAUGGUUUUCAAACAGUAUUCUCAUUUUUACAGCAAAUGUCUAAGUCUGUUGAUUCAAAUGAGAAUGCCAAGAGCUGGGUUGUCGCUAAACCAAGAUUCCUUACUGGACAAAAAGUCGGAAAUAGUGCAGGACAAGAGGAGCCGCAACAUUCAGAUGAAGACACGUCGGCGGAUUCUGACAUGGAAAAUGAUUUUCUUGGAUGGGAUAUCAGCGAAGAUGAACUGGUAAACAAGAGUGUGCACGAACCGUUGACUUCUCAAGAGAAGGUCCUAGAAUGCUCAUGCGGAUUGGCAGAGGAAGUGGCCAAGCUGAAAUAUGACAACUUCGAACUAUAGAGACAGAACAGAUACCUGAAGAAACGUAAGGACACUAUUUAGCGAUCUCAUGCAAGGAUGCAGGAAGCUUUGAUGUCGAAGCUUUUGCCUUCGACUCACAAACCGUUUGAGAAUGUCACUGGAUAUCCUGAUUGUCCGAGCGCAGACAAUGUAUCGAAGAUGUCCAUGGUGGCAAAAGACAGUGAUUACAUCUUCGUGAAGCUGCUCAUGUAUGCUAUCUGUCCAGAUGGGUUUGAAGGAAAAUCAGUAACGGGACGCUCUUUGAACAAUCCAAAGGGUCGUGGCAAGAAAAAUGUCGAUGAUGCUCAAGAAGAUGCCAAUUUCCGAACAAUUUCUGACCGCACGGCGCUUGAGAAAAACAAAGUGCAAUUUGUCAACGAUUGUCUCCAUGAGCGUCGGAUCCUGCUGAAUGAUACAACAUUGGUGGCUCAGAAAGUUGCUUCUAAAUGCAACCGACUUAUGCAAAACGUGAUAAGUAACUGUAAUCGGUAUAAAACCUCUUCGUAA